Bubalus bubalis (water buffalo) is the source of this 2544-nucleotide messenger RNA. RefSeq lists its product as uncharacterized. The record is from RefSeq and is a predicted model, not a curated record. The coding region runs from base 1 to 615 and encodes 204 amino acids. Lineage: Eukaryota; Metazoa; Chordata; Mammalia; Artiodactyla; Bovidae. The transcript is spliced from 3 exons.
AUGGAAAAAAACAUUGUUGCGGCUAGCUCUCUCCCAUCACACUGGUCCACUCAACAGCCCAAACUAAAUGCUGUAAUCCAGGCCCUCCAGCUGUCAAAAGUCAGUCUAAACACCAAGAUAGAAGAAACCUUUGCAGCAGAACCCGCACUUUUCCUCCUGGUCUUUACCCUCACCUGGCUUGCUCAUACCCUAGGAGCCACCUUUUGGCAGACCCCCCCCCCCACCACCACCCUACUGUCCUUGACUCCCGAGAUCCUGGUCGGGCCGACUCUGGGCGCGUCUCGGUUUCCACGCCGCCUCCGCCCGCGCUGCGUCCCCGCGUGCGCGCCGGGUUAUCCAGUCUUUGAGCAUGGCAGAUUUUCACCAGAUGACAUCAUGGGAGCUAGUGAGUGCCGGCUCCGCAAGGGGGACGGAGAAGGGGAGGGAGGAGGGGAGGGGAAAGGCUGGGAAGCCGUGCCAGAGCCGUUGCCUGCCGCCCGCCGUCCUUCCGCCAGCCCGGGAGGAGCUCUCCGCCGGUUACUGACAAAGGAUGGGAGGAUGCCUGCGCCCCGAGAUGAGCGUUGUGCGCAGCCCGGCGGCCGCCUGAGCAGCUUCGCCCUUCGCCGGAACUUGUAGUCAGUCCUGUUUGAUCUGGAGCCAGUUAAGACCAUCAGCCCUCCAGCUGGUCAUGCUCCAGUAUCCACUUGUGACCUUUUGAUAUCAAGAGCCAAAAACUCCACCCUCAGAAUAUGUUAAUGCUGCUAUUUUCUGAGCAUGCAUCCCAUGGAAAAACCUGUAAGUUAUGUCUUCAUAGUGUGAUGAUUACUUCAUCUUUUUCUUACCUCCAAUUACCUUUCCCCUUGCCUCAUCUUUAUCCCAUAAAUACCCCAAGCCCCUCACCUUCAGGGAGGCAGAUUUGAGACAUGUUCUCCCAUCUCCUCACUUGGCUGAGUGAGAGCAGCUGCUGGCCAAGUAGCAUUCACUGCCACUUAUGUCCUGCAAGUCCUAUAUGGUAGUCCCCCUUGCCCAAGAUUUUGCUUUUUGCAAUUUCGGUUAUAUGUUUAACCUCUGUAAGAAAAUAUUAAAUGGAAAAUUCUGGAAAGAAACAAUUUAUAAGAUUUAAAUUGUGUGUCAUUCUGAGUAGUGUGAUGAAAUCAUGUGUCUCCCUUGGACAUGAAUCAUCACUUUGUUCAGUAUAUCUGCACUGUAUACACUAUCCAUCUGUUAGUGCUGUAGGGAAAAAUAUAGUGUCUGUGAAGUUUGAUACCAUCUGAGGUUUCAGACAUCCACUGUGGGUUUUAGAACAUAUCCCAUGUAGAUAAAAGGUGGCUACUGUGCUACAAAGCUCCAGUUUCAUCUACUUUCUGUAACUCUGUACCUUCCUCUUGCCCCAUCAAGCCUGGGAUGGUUAACAGCAUCCCUCUUUUAAUUAUCAUCAUGCCUCAGUAAUUUUUCCCUUUGGUUGUGAUAUCUUUUUUCCUCCACGCUUUUGACAUACAGCUUGGUGGGAUUGGAAGGGCAUUCAUUUUAUAGUUUAAGAGAACUGUCAUUUUUAUGAUAGGGCCUUUCUACUUAUAUAUAUGUUAUACAUCUCUGUUUACCUAGUUCUGCUGUGUGCUUCUAUCAUGUUAUAAUUUAUUCUAUAAAGAUAUUGCUUAGCCUUUUUGAGAUUUAUUCCAAGAAUUAUUCUCAUGUUUAUUAUAAUUAUGAAUGUGAUAUUUAUAAAGAUAUAAGGCUAUUGUUGAUAAAUAUUGAUUUUUGCAUGUUGAUUUCCCAUCCACAAACUUACUAAACUAUUCUGUUUCCUCUCAUAGAUUCUUUUGGAGGUUUUCUUCCAUAUUCUAGGUAGAGAAUUAUAUUGUCUUUGUAUAAUAAAUAUAGUAAUAAUAGUCAUUACUAAAUUUGCAUUGACAAUAUAGUAGAGGACAGAGGAGUCAGACAUGCUAAUACAUGGGGUCUCAAAGAAUCGGACACAAUUUAGUGACUGAAAAACAACAACAAAAAUAUAUUGUGAAAUCAUUGUGUGCAUGUGCGUGUGCUCAGUUGCUCAGUUGGGUGAUUUAUUUUGUAUGAUGAGGCAUUUAGGAUCUUACUUCAUAGCAAGUUUCACACGUACAGUGAAAUAUUAUUAAUUAUGGUCAUCUUUCUUUAUAUUACAUCUCUAGGAGUUAUUUAACUUAUAAUUGGAAGUUUCCACACUUUUACCCCUUCACCUAUUUUUUCUAACCCCCAGGCUCUGGUAGCCAUCAUGCUACUAUUUACAUACAUUUGGGUUUUUUAGAUUCUGUAUAUGAAUGAGAAAUUAUAGUAUCCAUUUCUCUGACUUAUUUCACUUAGUCUUAAAUUUGUGGCAAGAUUUACUUCUUUUUAAAAUACUUCCAAUAUGCUACUGGAGAAGAGCAGAGAAAUAACUUCAGAAAGAAUGAAAGAGGCUUCACUGAAGUGAAAACAACAACCAGUGGUGGUGAAAGUAAAAUCUGAUUCUGUAAAGAACAAUAUUGUAUAGGAACUUGGAAUGUUAGGUCCACGAAUCAAGAUAAAUUGGAAGUGAUCAAACAGGAGAUG